AGUGCGGAUGUGCGGUCGCAUGCGCGGUCAUUAAUAAAAUGUAAUCUUGGCGUAUAUAAAUAAAUAAUUAACGUAAAACGGCGCUUGUCAGCUCGUGCAGAUGUCAGGUGUUGUGCGCAGCAAAAUAUAUAAUAAAUAAAGGAGUGUAAAUACAUGUGCACUUAACAAACAACAUAAUAAUUGUUGUUGACGGCGACGAGGCGCGCAGUUGUUUGAAUGUUUGAAAAACAUAGAAUUAACGUUUACUGAAAGUUGUUAACAAUUGGUUUUAGUUUUGAAAACAAGCAAUUAUUGCUGCAGAAAAAAAAAAUACAAAACAUCGUAUGAUUUUGCUGGAUGAAAGUGCGUGUGUGUGUGUGUGUACGCUUAUGUGCGUGUGUAUAACAAAAAAAGAUGUGGUGUCCUUAAAGGUUGAGCAAAAGCAUUAGUCAUACUAUUUGCCGGUUUUUUCGCAACAACAAAAUUAACAUAAGGACGUGUUGGUCAAUGCAACGUUUUAAUUUAACCCCUGCCAGCUGCUAAAACAACAACAACAACAACAGUAAAGAACAACAUGGAGCGUAAAUUCACACGAGGCUUGAAUAAGCCCGGCAUGGCAGCACAGCUGAGAGAGAGCGUCUCUCAGGUGGUGCGAGAGAGCGCUGUUUUGAGCAAACCGCAAGUGGUGGAGCCCAUAGACUUUGAAGCCUUUAUAGCCAAAAAUAAAACGCUCAUACAGAAUGAUCCGCAAAGGGAGCUGCUCAUCUAUCCAGCGGACGAUGUUACGGAGAUUGUUAUGCCGCGCAAGCAGCGCUCCAGCGCCAAGACAGUUGCGGAUCGCUUUGAGCCCCCAAAUGAAUCAAUUGUUUGUCCACUGCAUGGCGCCUCGGUGCUUAAUGGACACAAUCAGCUGAGCCGCCAGGGCAGUCAGCAGUCCAAUGGCAGUUUACAGAACGGACACAGCAGCAGCAACAGCAACAGCAACAGCAGCUUGGCCAAUGGCAAUGGCCACGCUCAGCUGUCCCGCAAAAACUCCCAAUGCUCGAAUGGCUCGGCCAAUCGCAAGUUGUCCACCGAUAGCUGCAGCUAUGAAUCCGCUUUAUCUUCAAAUACGCUGCGUUCACAUUUGGCGCAGCCCGAGGAGCUGGAUGAAGCCAUUGCUGGCGGCGGCGAUGAGCAAAUGGAAGCCACAGCGCAGGGCACGCGUGCUGAAUGCUCCAGAUUUACGCGACAGGCGCUUUACACUUAUCGCGCCAAGAAUCAUUUGAUUCAUUACAAGUACAGCGCUUAUGGAGGCAACUGUCAUGAUCUGCCAAGUGUAACGCCCGCUGAGGAACUGCUGGAGGAGCUGUACGAAAUCGAUGCGGAUCAGGAUCGCAUAGAUGAGGAAAUGACGCGCUCACAGGCGGACACCAUAACCAAGCAGGGCUAUUUGCUUAAAGGACCUGAUUCGGCUUCAGAUCGCAUGUUUGCCAAUAUAGGCAACAAGUCCUUCAAGCGACGCUAUUGCUAUUUGCGCCAGGAGAUCGAUGGCACCUAUAUGCUGGAGCUGCACAAGGAUGAAAAGCAGGGCGAGGCCAAAGCGACUAUUGUUAUGGACUUUUGCCAGGAGGUGGUGCAGAAUCCCAAGCGUGGUCGCUUUUGCUUUGAGCUGCGCAUGACAGCGGGACACAAAAGCUUCACGCUUGCCGCUGAAAACGAGCAGGACUUCAAGGACUGGCUGAGCAAGCUGUCGCUGGUGCUGGCGCAGAACAAAGCGCAGGAGGAUAAGCGCAAUGCUUCGCUAGAACGGCAGCCACAGCUGCAGCUGCAGCCGCCGCCUCUGGAGCCGCCUGCCUUUGGCACGCUGAAGGGACUGGAUCAAUCGCUGCAUCCACAGCUCAUGAAAUAUGGACGCGAGACAGAUCAUUCUAUAGCACAGGCUAGACGCGAGCAGCGGCGACGUCUUUUUGCCUGCUACCAAAAUCCGAGCAAGGCAAGCGCCACGGAAAACACCGAACAGUAUCGCGAACACUUUGGCACGCGCCUGCUGCUGAGCUGUCAUAGUCUGAGAUUCAGACUGCAGUGCCAGGAUGCAGUCGAUGGUGAGCAGCUAUGCCAGGUGGAGCCCUACUUGACCAGCUUGGCGCUCUACGAUGCCAAAGCGGGACGCAAACUUAGCGAGAACUUUUACUUUAAUGUUAAUGAAGCGCCGCUGCUGGAGUUGCUGCCAAAUACGCCAGUGCCGGCUUCAGUGGCCGCCUGUGGCGUGCCACGUCGCGCCGACGGCGACGAAACGUGCGCCAGCCAGGCGCCCUACUCGCUCUACGACAGCGUCUGUGCGGAAUUGCUGCGCUGCCCGCGCUCCCAGCUGCAGCAGCUGCGGCAGUGCCUGCUCAGCAUAACGGCGCCGCAUGCGGACAUCUUUCUGGUGCUGCGCGUGGAGAAAGUGCUGCAGUGCAGCAUUGCACAGGCGGCAGAGCCGUAUCUGAAGGCAGCGCGUGGCGAUGCCAAGCUGGCCCAGAAGGUGGCCAAGGCGGCGCGUCAGUGUGCGCAGCAUAUUGGACACUAUCGCCAGCCGUUUGCCUGGGCAGCGCGUCCGCUGUUCAAGAGCUACAGCCACGAGCUGGACGUGGAUGCGGCACGUGACUUUGAGUUCAGCACCAUUUAUCGCCAGGAGCUGCCCAAGCUGCGCGACGAGGAGCUGCUGAAGCUGCUCGCCGACUAUCGUAAGCCCGAGAAACUGAGCAAGCUUACAGUCAUACCCGGCUACAUGCGACUGCAGCUGCAGGUCAUAGAACAAACUGCGCCCUGUGCUCUCAGCAAAUCCCUGACGCCGCUCUCCAGCUUCAGCGCCAACAGCAAACAAGCGCUGACCUUGGAGCUUUGCGAAUUCCAAAGCAGCCAAGAGCGUGAUGCGCAUCCCUAUACCAGUUACUAUAAUCAUCUCUAUGUCUAUCCGCUGAGUCUGCAGUUCGAUAGUCAAAAGUUGUUCUCACGCGCUCGGAAUAUAACUGUAGUUGUGGAGCUGCGCGACGGCGAUGGCGAAUAUAGCAAACCACUUAAGUGCAUCUAUGGUCGUCCUGGACAGGAUUUGCUAGUCUCGCAGCUUGCCUGUCCGGUGCUGCAUCACAAUGUCACGCCCACUUGGUAUGAGGAAAUCAAACUGCGCCUGCCCUUGGGUCUGUUUCCAGAGCAUCAUCUGCUCUUCUCCUUCUAUCAUGUCUCCUGCAAUCUCAGCAAGAAACGUGAUGCACACGCGGCCUUCGAAACGCCCAUAGGCUAUGCAUGGCUGCCGCUGCUGCAAAAGAAUCGCAUCUGCCUGGAGGAGCAGCAACUUCCAGUGGCGGCCACUUUGCCCGUCGGCUAUCUAUCCAUACAACCUCUGGGCUGGGGCAAAGGGCAGAACUGCGGACCGGACAUACAGUGGAUAGAUAAUCAGCGAGCGCUUUAUAGCGUCGCGCUACGCUUGGACUCCACUGUGCUGACGGCGGAUCAGCAUUUGCACAACUUCUUUGCGCACAGCGAGCGUUUGCUGGAGGGCGGCAAAACGGGCGCCGUGCCAGCGGAAACGGAAACGUGCAAAAUACUGAAGGCGACGCAUGCGAUAGACAUGAGAUCGCUGAUCAAUUAUUUGCCCACGCUGCUGAACGAGCUGUUUACGCUGCUGGUGCACACGCAGUCCGAGGAGAUUGGCCUGAAUGUGAUACGGCUGCUGACGAAUAUAAUACACCUGAUUUCGGAUCAGGCCAAGCGCGCAGAGCUGCUGCAGGCGUAUGUCAAGUUUGUGUUCCAUGCGCCCUACUACAGUCAGCAAAUGGGCUGCAGCAAGCGGGCGGUGCAUGGCGAGCGCAGCGUGCACGGCGAGCUGUGCCGGCAUUUGCCGUAUCUGCUGAAUCCAAGCAAUACGGAUUUUCUCAUUGUGAACAAGUUUAUGCGCUACUCCUCGAUAUUCUUUGAGUUGAUUGUGAAGAGCAUGGCGCAGUAUUUGCUGGCCACACGUCGCAUACGCAUGCUGCGGCAUGAGCGUUUUCCCAAGGAGUAUGCCGAGCGGCUGGAGCAGCUGAUCAAGGUGCUGGUGCCGUAUAUAACCACGCGCUACGACGAUUUGGCUGAGGAGACGCAGUUGCUGAAUCGUUCGCUGGCGCGCUUUGUGCGUCAGUGUUUGAGCUACAUGGAUCGCGGUUUUGUUUAUCGUUUAAUACGCUUCUAUAUGGAACAGUUUGCUCCAGGGAAUCCACGCAUAUUGCACGAAUACAAGUUCAAUUUUCUGCAGGAGAUUUGCCAGCAUGAGCACUAUGUGCCGCUCAACUUGCCGUUUGUGCUGAAUCCGAAGCAUCGACCGCCGGAGCUGCUGCAGCACUUUACGCUCUCGGAGCAGUUCUGUCGCCAGCACUUUCUGGCCGGGCUGCUGCUGCAGGAGCUCAAGAGCAGUCUCAACGAAGUUGCGCAUGUGCGUCGCCAUGCGUUGGGCAUCUUCAAGGAUCUGCUGGCCAAGCACGAGCUGGACGCGCGUUAUCAGCAGCGUGGACAGCUGUCGCGCAUUGCGCAGCUUUAUGUGCCCUGGCUGGGCAUUGUGAUGGACAAUCUGCAUCGCAUUGACGAUCAGGCAGAGUCUGGCGCCUGCACGCCCAAUGGACACGUGUAUGCAGACUCUGCUUCGUAUACCAAGCGCUUGAGCUGCUCCAGCAGCUAUGUGUUCAGCAAGGAUUCGCUUAGCUUUGGCUCGCUAACCUCAACGCCGCGCUCCAAGCAGCGCCUAACGCUGCAGCUAGAGCAGCAGCAGCAGAGUCCUUGCCGCAGCUCCAUGCACAUUAAGGAGCACAACUAUUUGGCAGCUAUUGCUGGCUCAGCCAUAAGCAAUGGUGUAUCCAAUCUUUCAUUGAACUCCAAUACAGACUCGGGCCAUUCGCAGGAUACAACCACCAUAGGCGCCUAUACCAAUGGCGACACGGAUGUAGCGCUACGCAAUGGACACAAUCGCUCGGUGAGCGUUACGCAUGCGCAAAUACUGGCGCGUUGUGAUAAGUUUGGCGCUGCCGAGAGCAAGGAUUUGCUUAUGGGCUUUCUAUUCAUAGUCAAGCACUUGUCGCAGGAGCAGCUUGUGGGCUGGUGGCAAAGCUGCAACGAAUCCGAGACCAUACAGUUUCUCAAUAUAUUGGAUUUGUGUCUGCUGCAGUUUCGCUACGUGGGCAAGAAGCAUGUGCAGCUGGCCAGCGAUAACAACAAAUCGAGAAAGGCGCAUACGCUGCCAGCGCGCACCACGCCCACAACGCUGGAGCAUGCGCCUGAGUCCAACACUGGCACAUUGACACAAAAUCGCGAGCCGCUGCUUGAAGAUUUGGAGUUGUCAGCGCGUGGCCAGCAGGCGCUGUAUGAAUCGAAUUUAGCCACUGAGGUGGGCAUGAUAGUGCUGGACUGCUUGGGCCAGUAUGUGCUACACUAUCGCCAGCUGUUAACUGAAAGUUUGGUGCUGCCCAAGCUGGCGCGCGUCUAUUUGCGCUUUUUGCAGCUUGGACAGUCGGAGCGUCUGUCCAAACAUGUGUUUGCCGCCUUGCGCGCUUUUAUUAAUAACUACGCCAUGGCGCUGUUCAAGGGCAAUGCCAUGCUGUGUGGCCAAAUGGUCUAUGAGCUGCUCAAAGCAUGCGACAGUCGCUUGGUGGACAUACGCCAUGAAUCCUGCGCUGUGCUUUAUCUGCUCAUGCGCAGCAAUUUCGAAUUCAGUGGACGCAAAGCUUUAACACGCGUGCAUCUCCAAGUUAUUAUAUCGGUGUCCCAAAUGAUUGGCAAUGUCAUUGGUCUAAACAAUGCGCGUUUCCAGGAAAGUCUUUCCAUCAUCAAUAGCUAUGCAAACAGCGACAAAGCCAUGAAGGGCACUGGUUUUCCCAUGGAGGUGAAAGAUCUAACGCGUCGCGUGCGCACUGUGCUCAUGGCCACAGCGCAGAUGCAGGCUCAUCACAUGGAUCCGGAGCGUUUGCUGGAGCUGCAGCACUCGCUGGCCAAUUCCUAUGCCUCCACGCCAGAGCUGCGUCACACUUGGCUCGUCACCAUGGCGCGCAAUCAUGAACAGAAUGGAAAUCUCUCGGAGGCCGCCUGCUGUCAUUUGCAUAUUGCCGCACUCAUGUGCGAGUAUCUGCGUCUGCGUGGCGGCUGCACCCUAAGCUGGUCCUCCACUGCAUUUCGUAAGAUAUCGCGCAACAUACCGCUGGAUGAGCAGGGCCUAAAACUGGACGCAGGUGCGCAGGACUCGCAGUAUACAGAACAAAUGCUGCUGGAGCAGCUGAAGCUUUGCGCGGAUUUUCUCGAUCGCGCUGAACGCUUCGAAUGCCUCGGCGAGCUUUACAAACUCAUCUUGCCCAUCUAUGAACGCGCGCGUAACUUUAUUGAGCUCGCCCAUUGCUAUGAGCAUUUGACGCAGGCUUACAACAAAAUUGUUGAGGUCAAUAGGUCAGGCAGACGCAUGCUGGGACGCUUCUAUCGCGUUGUGUUCUACGGCAUGAUGUACUUUGAGGAGGAUCAUGGCAUUGAGUAUGUCUACAAAGAGCCCAAGCUCACCUCGCUAAGUGAAAUCUCUGAACGUUUGGCCAAACAGUACAAGGAGAAGUUUGGCGCGGAUGUAGUCAAGCUUAUUAUGGAUUCAUCGCCGGUCAAAGUGGAUGAGCUGGAUGCCAAGUUGGCCUACAUACAAGUUACGCAUGUUAUUCCGUUCUUCAGCAAGGAUGAGCUCGAUCAGCGGCUGAAUGAGUUCGAGCAGAAUCACGAUGUGGACACAUUUAUGUACGAGACGCCAUUCACCAAGUCGGGAGCAGCGCGUGGCAGCGUCGAGGAGCAAUGGAAACGCAAGACUAUAAUACAGACUCAAUAUUCAUUUCCCUACGUGCUAAAGCGCAUACCCAUCAAAUCGCGCGACAUUAUCGAGCUGAGUCCCAUCGAGGUGGCCAUCGAUGAGAUGCAAGCAAAGGUUUCAGAGCUGGAGGAGAUCAUACUGCCGCCAGCCGAUGUUAAGAAGCUGCAGCUGCGUCUGCAAGGCAGCGUUGCCGUAACUGUAAAUGCCGGACCCUUGGCCUAUGCGCAUGCCUUUCUGGAUGCCAAAGUGAUCAACAGUUUCGCUGUGGAUCGCGUCGAAGACUUAAAAGAUGUGUUUCGCGACUUCAUUGGCGUUUGCUACAAGGCGCUGCGUGUGAACGAGCGCAUGAUAAGCGCGGAUCAAAAGGAAUACCAUUUGGUGCUGAAGGAGAACUACGAGAAGCUCUGCCAGGCGCUCAGUGAGUUGCUAGACGAUGAAUCCUUUCAGCCGCUGGGCGAUGAUGCCGACGCCGCUGCACAACGCAAUAGCAUGGCUUUAUUCAAUGCAAUCAGUGGCGCCUCGCAUAACUCAAGUUUUGGUUUUGCCGUUUAUUAAAGCCAAUCAAAUAUCCUUAUACAACAUAUACUCGUCUAUAAACGCACAUACAUAACGAAAAACAAUUAUUAUAAACUAUAACUGUGUCUAAGCUUUUAAAUUAUAUACUGACUACACUUGUUAUCCCUCGAAUGAUAUUGUAAGCAACUCUUAAUUAAUUUGUUUUUAUAUUUUACGCUUGAGUGUAUAUAAGAGCUUUUGUUUAUUAAGUGUAUUAUUGUUAAUUUAAUUUAACUAUUUUUCGAAAUUUCUAUGUUUACUUAAAACCAACACCAGCGGGUUCUGGUCACAAAAGCAGCCCCCCCAAAAGUUUUAAACAUGAAAUGCAAACUAUUUAAAUACUAUUACCUAUAACUAUAGCAAACCGAUCGAACUUCCCUCUGUGUCUUCUGCCUAAAACUUCAGAGAACUUGUUUAAUUUAAUUAUAUUAUAAUCUAGCAUAUAAGUUGCCUAAAUACCAAAGUAUUCAGCUAAACAAAUAUAUUCUACAUAUAUAA
Molecule: messenger RNA, 7858 nt
Organism: Drosophila busckii
Lineage: Eukaryota; Metazoa; Arthropoda; Insecta; Diptera; Drosophilidae
Gene: Ziz
Product: dedicator of cytokinesis protein 9
Exons: 15
Coding region: 554-7360 (2268 amino acids)
Biological process (GO): positive regulation of GTPase activity; small GTPase-mediated signal transduction
Molecular function (GO): guanyl-nucleotide exchange factor activity
Source: RefSeq, a predicted model, not a curated record